Molecule: messenger RNA, 2622 nt
Organism: Etheostoma cragini (Arkansas darter)
Lineage: Eukaryota; Metazoa; Chordata; Actinopteri; Perciformes; Percidae
Product: tumor necrosis factor ligand superfamily member 6-like
Exons: 4
Coding region: 198-974 (258 amino acids)
Biological process (GO): immune response
Cellular component (GO): membrane
Molecular function (GO): tumor necrosis factor receptor binding
Source: RefSeq, a predicted model, not a curated record
CUCCGAGCCAAACUAUUCACAACAAUCUCGAGUGGGAGUAUGGAACCUAUUGUUUACUAUAUACUGUCUCACGCUGAAGAUAAAACUUUUCUCCACGGAAAACUAGUCUCAGAAAGAGGAAGUUUCGUUAGCGACACUUGGUGAAACUGUCUCCUUAGCAAUGUCGUGUUUUUCAACGUGGGCGAGACCACGCUUAUAUGGAGAUGUUGUAUGGGAGUCGCGAAUGGGAAACAGGCUGCAUGGAGGAAGAGGGCUGCUGCUGCUUCGUAGAAGGAGAAGGAGAAGGAGAAGGAGAAGGAGAGGCAGGACUACAUCGGAAAAACGCUUUAUUUAACUUUCUCCGCCAGAAAGAGAAACGACUACGGCGAAUGGCCCAGUUUUUAGCCGCGGCGCUCCUACUGCUGGUUGCUUUAGUUCUGGCUUUGCUGGUCACGGUUGUGUUGGGAGUGCGAUGUCAUCAUCAGCCGAUGAUGCAGCCCGACAGCCAAGCAGGGGUCAGCGAUGGACAGCAGCAACCAAAAGACUUCAAGAAUCCAAGUGCCAUGCUAACAGUGCCUAGAGACAACAGCCUUGAUGGGGACUAUCUUACAUGGGAGAGUGAAGAUGGAAAUGCCUUCUGUCAUGGAGGUUUCAACUACUCCAGUGGGAACCUUGUAGUUCCCAGGAAGGGCUUCUACAGAGUCUUCCUGCAGAUCACCUAUGAGAGCAAGGAUGGCUUCAAGUGUCCCAGUGAUGAGGUGCUGAGACUCACCAACGAGGUGUUCGUUAUCUCGGAUAGUUACAAUGAGAAUAUAGCUCUCCUGUCAUCAGUCGACACAGUGAAUUGCAGCAUGAAACAGUGGAUUAAGUCCACCUAUACGGCCGGCUUGUUCCUUCUAGAUGCUAACAGCAGACUACGCGUGAAAUCAUCGUACCGUGACCUUAUUACCAAAAAAGAAACACAGGUGUUCUUCGGUGCUGAGCUGCUGCCGUAGCAACCUGGUCAGACAGUUAGAAGCUCUUAAAUCUGAUAUUGAAGUUGUUUGCACCUUCAAUUACAUGGAAACUAAAGAGAAGAUACCAGUGCAGUUUUACGGUUUUCAUUUACUACUAGUGCACUGCCUGUUUGGAACUGUCCGUUUUCUUGCCUCUGGUAUUGCUUAAAAAUUUUUUUAUUUGAACAACCCAGGGAUGUGAAUAAGCAUUUGGAAGGGCUAUUGCUCUUACCUGGACAAAAAAAAGACAGCCAAAGACAAUACAAACAAAGUAACACAACACAAAAUUGGAUGAUGUAGCUAUCUAAAUUGAUUCACUUUACUAAUGAUGGGCUUAUGCUAUUGAUGCAACAGCAAAAACAAGAAAAGAAAGAAAAGUUUAUUUCAGGCUCUUUCCCCAGAGGAGCAGCUGAGCCAAUAAGGGAAAACCAGCUGUUGCCCGGGUAACAAUAGCCUGUACUAAUGCGUGUCCCUGAAACAACCUCAUACUUUACAUACGCGUGAUUUGCUAAUAGCUAGCUAUUUUGGACAAAGCUAUUUCCUGGGAAUUUACUAAUGCCUGAAAAGUUUGAGUUUGCUACAAUGUAUCAUCUCCGCUCUUUCUUCCAUCAUCUGUUCUUAAAUGUACUGUAGCGAGCGACCGAGAGCAAGCUGUACUCAGCUGUUUAGUGGGGUAACAGGUAAUAGGGGUCCACGCUCAAUACACUACACAGUUUGUAUGCACUACCAAGCCCCAUGUCCCGUAUAUCUUAAGAGCUCGCACUCGACACUGCUCUUCCUUUGAUCUUCAGCAGCACGCCUGCCAAAUGUGAAGUCGAUUGGAUGAGCGGUUGUCGAGAAACCCAAAGGACAGACAGACAGACAGAGACUCCUUCCAUUUCAGUUACUGUAUGUAACUGCUCAUGAAAAGUCUAAACCCGGCAAUCAGCAGUAUCUUCUCAACUAAAGGUUUGUGAAAGUUAUAAGCUGCAUCGUUUGGAACUCAUUGAUACCAGCUCACAAAGACAUACUGAUGGCUAAAUAAUGAUUCAACUAUGAUUAGCUAUUCAAAAGAGCGGAUACUUUUUUUUUAAAACAUCCCUAGCAUUUGUAACUUUACAGCCUUUUGGCAGAAUACGCAAUGUCAACUGUAUUACAUAUAUCAUAUAACUUAUUUUAAAUGCUUGAAAUAAAAAACAACAAUUUUGUCACAAUGUUUAGAGCAAGUUGAUUAAUUGAUCAUCAGCAAAUUAACAAUUUGUUUUUUUUAAGUUGUUUAUAAAUUGUGGGAAAACUCUUUCUAGUAGGUGAGAUUUUUUUCUGUUUUACAUGAUUCAAUACCUUUGUGAUUUAAACUGGUUGUCAGAGAAAGUCAAAAAUUUCAAAAUUCAAACUUAAAAAAAGUAUUUUCCGACAUUUUCCCCCCCAAAAAAAGGAUUUACCAAAAAAUGAUGUCAUGGUAAUUUGUUUAAGUCAUAUUGGCAUUACUGUAGAUUAAAGCACAGAGAAUGAAAGCAUUAGGAUUUGGUCUUUGGGGAAGACAACUUUCCACAGUAAAUACUGCAGUCAGUUUUUCGAGAUGUUCAAAGCAUUUUGUGCUGGUGGGGGUUACAUCUUGUUUUGGACAGAUAUCUUGCUCUAAAAAGUUGCACAAACUGGCAAAUUGAUU